AUGCGACCGUCUCUUGUUGUUCGCGGGGCACGGGCCGUCUCGGACGCCAUCGUCACCUCCCAACCGUUCAAACGGGCACAAUUUGGUCUCUUCCAGGGAAAGACCAAGCAAUACGGCAACAAUGUUCCAUUUUCCCUGCGCAAAACUCGUCGUACAUGGCUGCCCAACGUACAACGCAAACGGCUUUUCUCCGAGAGCAUGCAGGACUUUGUCAGAGUGAAACUGACAACGGCCGCUUUGAAGACGAAGGGUGGAAUAGACAACUACGUGAUACAGACGGGCUCAGAGACACUUGGCUUCAAGGGGAUGCAGAUACGACAACGGGUCCGAGACGCUCAGGCACGAAAUGCUGAGAGCGAGGCUGCAGCGCAGGCAUCCACGUCGAAGCCCGCCCCAACCCCUUCUCGAGCUGCGACAUUUGACCCGAUGGAGAGCAGGCGCUCCGCGCUGAAAUUCGUUCGGCACACGAGACGGCUCGCUGCCAAGGCGCUGGGUCUGACGGGCUUUGCUUCGGCAAAGGACACGAUAAAUUACAUGAAGGAGCAGAAACUCAAACAGGAUCGUUUGCUACCACGCAGGACACCGCAGGUCAUACCCGUAUAA
This is a messenger RNA of Mycena citricolor, 603 nucleotides long. NCBI's taxonomy places the organism in Eukaryota, Fungi, Basidiomycota, Agaricomycetes, Agaricales, Mycenaceae. The record is from the annotation of a GenBank genome assembly.